CGGUGGCGGGCGGGCGGUUCAAUGAUGGCGGAGGACAGCGAGUCGGCGGCCAGUCAACAGAGUCUGGAGCUGGACGAUCACGACACCUGCGGCAUCGACGGAGACAACGAGGAGGAAAAUGAACAAACGCACAGAAGUCCUGGAGGAGAUACUGGAGCCAGAAAGAAGAAAAAAAAACAGAAAAAGAAGAAAGAGAAGCCUAGUUCUGCUAGCACCAAGUCAGACUCUGCCUCAGAUUCACAGGAAAUCAAAGUUCAACAGCCUCCUUCAAAAAAUCCCACCGUUCCAAUGCAAAAACUACAGGACAUACAAAGAGCCAUGGAAUUGCUGACAGCAUGCCAAGGCCCUGGCAAGAGCCUGGAGGAGGCAAGCCAACACAGAUACCACUUCUGGGACACCCAACCGGUACCCAAACUUAAUGAAGUUGUGACAACUCAUGGUUCUAUUGAACCAGAUAAAGAGAAUAUCCGUCAAGAGCCAUAUUCUUUGCCUCAAGGCUUCAUGUGGGAUACUCUGGAUAUGGGCAGUUCUGAAGAGCUGAAAGAAUUGUAUACAUUGUUAAAUGAAAAUUAUGUGGAAGAUGAUGACAAUAUGUUUAGAUUUGAUUACUCUCCUCAGUUUUUACAGUGGGCUCUUCGUCCUCCAGGCUGGUUACCACAGUGGCACUGUGGAGUUCGUGUAUCUUCAAACAGAAAAUUAGUGGGGUUUAUUAGUGCCAUUCCUGCCAAUAUUCGUAUUUAUGAAAUCGAGAAGAAGAUGGUAGAAAUCAAUUUUCUUUGUGUGCACAAGAAACUGCGAUCGAAACGUGUUGCACCAGUUUUGAUCCGUGAAAUUACACGAAGGGUGAAUUUGGAAGGGAUCUUCCAGGCAGUGUACACAGCAGGAGUGGUUCUUCCGAAGCCUGUAGCUACGUGCAGGUAUUGGCAUCGAUCUCUGAACCCCAGAAAGCUGGUGGAAGUGAAGUUCUCUCAUCUCAGCAGAAACAUGACUUUACAGAGAACUAUGAAGCUCUACAGGUUACCAGAUACCCCCAAGACAACAGGUUUGAGGCCAAUGGAGCAAAAGGAUAUAAAAAGAGUACAAGAGCUGCUCUUUAAUUAUCUAAAGCAGUUUGAGCUUGCUCCAGUGAUGAGUGAAGAAGAAGUGGUCCACUGGUUAUUGCCCCGUGAAAACAUUAUUGACACUUAUGUGGUAGAGGGUCCUGAUGGUGAGCUGACAGACUUUGUGAGCUUCUACACUUUACCUUCUACGGUUAUGCAUCACCCCAUUCAUAAGAACCUUAAGGCUGCCUAUUCCUUUUAUAAUGUCCACACUGAAACCCCACUCAUUGAUCUUAUGAAUGAUGCACUAAUAAUUGCAAAAUCGAAAGGAUUUGAUGUCUUGAAUGCACUCGAUCUGAUGGAAAACAAAACAUUCCUAGAAAAAUUAAAAUUUGGUAUAGGUGAUGGCAACUUACAGUACUAUCUGUACAAUUGGAGGUGCCCAGAUAUGGAACCUGAAAAGGUUGGUCUCGUGCUACAGUAAAAUGGUCUACUACUGCUGUAGAAUCCUCUUCAUUGAAGCCCAGGGUCCAAUAUCAUGCCUUUGUUCAGUGACAAGAAUCUACCAGCUCAACACAGAAUUCUGUAAAAGGAGCUAGUAGUUCCAACCACAUUUUGUUUUCAUCAGAAUGGAGACGAUUGAUUCUUUGCUAGGAUUUGAUUUUAUUGUGCAGAAAAGUGUUCCAUAAUUCUGUGUUAUUUGUUGGGAAUUUAAAUCACUAUGAACUUUGUCUUCUAACUAUUUGCAACCUGAAUGAGAAUUCUCAUCAAUGCCUAAGAUGAUUUUGAAUGCACUUUUGUUAGUUUCAAGAGGCAAAUCUACAUUUAGACAUUCAUGAAGAAUGUUACUGCUACGUUAGGUAGUGAGGAACUGGAGGCUUUUUUUGCAGAAUGACAACUCAGUCUUUUGUACAAAUGAGGUACAGUAGUAAAUUGUGUGAAGAAGAAAAUUGUUACCGUUAUAUCUAGUGGGUGGUCUUGUACUGCCAGACAGAUUUCUAUUUAUUGACCAGUGUUUUUUUAAGUGUUCGCUAUGGGAACAUUGAAGGACCUAUGGUACAAACUAAUUUUUACCCAUUUGCGCCAUGUUUGUAACAGAAUGUGGGAAUUUUUGCAAUAAUGCUUUAGUGUAAAUUCCAGAAUUUCCGGCAAUGCAGAUAAAUUGGAAAAUGUCCCACUCUAUUCAUAUGCACCCGCAAUGUCAACAAUGCAAUCUGGCUGCUCAUAGGUAGUGUUCAUGGCUUAUUUGUGAAAGAGGCUACAUUCCCCACAUGUUUUUUAUGUAAGGCUGGGGCAAGGCUUUAUUUGUCACUUGUUAGUUUUUAAGCUUUUUUUAAAAGCCACCUGGUGUGGCCCAAUCAGUGGAGUCAGUGGUAAAAGUGCUUGCUUUACAAUUCAUAGAUCAGGGAUUGAAAUCCUGGAGCUGCUUGACAUUUGAGAUGUGAGCCUGGUUUGUGACUAAUUUUCAGGUCUUUGGGCAAGCCAUAACAGGAGUAGCUGAGUUGGUGAUGAUUAAAGAACACAGCUGAAGGCUACAUGUAGAGGCAACCACACAUAUACAUGUAGAUUUAAAAUAUUUUAAAAAUCAUGAUGGAUUAGCAUCUUUCUCCUGCCAAAUCUUUUUUCAUUCUCUACACAUGAAAAUUUGGGUAUUUCUUUUUUUCUCCAGAUACCUGGAUAUGGAGUCAGAUAUGUAUGUUUUUUUUUUCAGCAUAAACUGCACGUGAAUACCUGACAAAACUAAAUCAAAGGGAAAUAGUUUUUUUUAAAAAAGAGUGAAAACUGAAAGCUUUGUUCUAUGUUGUGUUUUGCACAAAUUAUGUUAAAAGGAAGGAUUUGGGCCUUGUUUGUUAAAGCAUGUUUAGCUGUUCAGCAGCUUAAAACUUUGCCUGGUCAAGUGGCGGGUUAUGUACAGUUUACUAUUAUCGCUAUGCAUGCUUCACUGAAAAGGUCCCACACUAGAAAAUGUGCGAGAAAAAUUACCUAUUCAUAAAUCGGUCCGGGAAUGGUUUAAAUGUUGCCAGAGGAAGAAUAUACUUUUUGAUUUCAGUAAUGUUUUAAGGUCACCAGCAUGACUGUUUGAUGUCUGAAUUAAUAAAAGUCAUUACAACUUUG
Messenger RNA from Carcharodon carcharias (great white shark), 3155 nucleotides. RefSeq names its product N-myristoyltransferase 2 (gene nmt2). The record is from RefSeq and is a predicted model, not a curated record. Gene Ontology annotation, cellular component: cytoplasm. NCBI's taxonomy places the organism in Eukaryota, Metazoa, Chordata, Chondrichthyes, Lamniformes, Lamnidae. Gene Ontology annotation, biological process: N-terminal peptidyl-glycine N-myristoylation. The coding region runs from base 22 to 1524 and encodes 500 amino acids. The transcript is spliced from 12 exons. Gene Ontology annotation, molecular function: glycylpeptide N-tetradecanoyltransferase activity.